AUGGCAGAUGAUAAGAGCGGAAAGCAGGCUACACUGGGGAGAUUCUUCGGCUCCAAUUCCAAUGGCAACCAAGCCCCAAAGAAGCAGACUACGUUGUCAUUUGGUGGAAAGAGGUCAAUAGCUAGCAGCGAUGCUGAAGACAAAUCUACCGACGUCGCCCCAGUUAAAACUGAAUCGGGUGACAUGAAUGACGGAAAUGGAGCCAAUCAAUCGAAAAGCUUGAAACGUGAGAAGGUGGAAGAGGUUGAGGAAAGCGACGACUCUGAUGUCCAGCCCGUAUCCAAGCGUCGGCGCAAGGCGUCGAAGGAUGCUUCCGCCACCCCGACGAAACGAUCGACCACACCCAAGAAAUCCGCCUCCCCUAAACCCAGGAAGAUUAAAUCACCCUCACCCAAACCUGUCAUCAAGGAAGUACCUGAAGAGAAGAGGCCGUCAGAGCAUGACGAGGAGGAAGCACAAUCUGCAAGUGAGGAAGAGGAAGAAGCGAAACCUGAGGCCAAGAAGAAAACCAUUGCAAAGGUUCAGGCGACCUUGAAAGCUAACGGCAAGGACCCGUAUCCGGACUGGAAAGCCGGGGAUCCCGUGCCGUAUGCCGCGCUCUGCACCACUUUCUCCAAGAUCGAGAUGACUACCAAGCGCCUGGAAAUCUUGGCACAUUGCUCUCUCUUCCUCCAACAAGUUCUGCGUCUGACCCCCAAUGAUCUUCUCCCGACCGUCCAACUCAUGAUCAACAAAUUGGCCGCCGAUUAUGCGGGUAUAGAACUUGGUAUCGGAGAGUCACUGAUCAUGAAAGCCAUUGGAGAGUGUACGGGCCGCAGUCUGGCUGUCAUCAAAACUGACCAGCACGAGAUUGGUGACCUGGGACUGGUUGCUGCCAAGAGUCGAUCCAAUCAACCUACCAUGUUCAAGCCCAAGGCUUUGACUGUGCGAGGUGUGCAUGAAGGUUUGCUGGGCAUUGCUAAGGUCCAAGGCCACGGGUCCCAGGACAAGAAGAUCUCCGGCAUCAAGAAGCUUUUGUCUGCGGCCGACGCUGCAACUGCUGGAAAGGGCAGCAAGGGAGUCGACAUCACCAAAGACAAAGGUGGCCCCAGUGAAGCCAAAUUCAUUGUCCGCUUCCUGGAGGGCAAACUGAGACUGGGACUUGCAGAAAAAACCGUGCUUGUGGCCCUUGCACAAGCAAUUAUCCGCCACGAAGCUGCAGUAGACGGCAAGAAAGAUCUGUCUCUCGAGAGAAUGGCCGAAGGCGAAGCUAUUCUCAAGCAGGUAUACAGCGAGCUGCCUUCCUACGAGGUGAUUAUUCCAGCCAUGCUGGAACAUGGCUUGUUCAACCUACGGGAUGUAUGCAAGUUACAGCCGGGUAUUCCUCUGAAGCCCAUGCUUGCCAAUCCUACAAAGUCCAUCACGGAGGUCCUUGACCGCUUCGAAGGAAAGGAGUUUACCUGCGAAUACAAGUACGAUGGAGAGCGAGCUCAGAUCCACUUUGUGGCGCCAGAUAAUAUUCACAAGUAUCCGGAAUCUACUGCCACCCUGCAAAAGGAUAGCAAGGGUUACGCCGCAAUCUUCUCUCGAAACUCCGAGGAUCUUUCCAAAAAGUACCCAGAUAUUCUCGCCAAACUUGGCAGCUGGGUAAAGGACGAUGUGAAGAGCUUCGUCCUGGACUGUGAAACGGUCGCUUGGGAUACAGUCAAUAAGAAAGUGUUGCCGUUCCAGCAACUGAUGACCCGUAAGCGGAAGGAUGUGAAGGCCGAUGAAGUCACGGUCAAGGUCUGCGUCUUCGCUUUUGACCUGCUGUUUUUCAACGACGAGCCUUGUGUAAAGAAGUCCCUUCGGGAGCGUCGGGAACUGCUGCAUAAUUCAUUCCGGCCUACGGAGGGCGAAUUCCAGUUUGCACAGUUCGGUGACACCAAUGUACUCGAUGAAAUCCAGAAUCUACUGGAGGACAGUGUCAAGGCCUCAUGCGAGGGUCUCAUGGUUAAGAUGCUCGACACCCACGAAAGUGGCUACGAACCGAGCAAGCGGAGUCGUAACUGGCUCAAGGUCAAGAAAGACUAUCUCGCCGGCGUGGGAGACUCGCUUGAUCUAGUCGUUCUGGGUGCUUAUUAUGGUCGCGGAAAACGCACAUCGGUGUAUGGGGCUUUCUUGUUGGCUGCUCACAACCCCAAUAACGACACAUACGAAACCAUCUGCAACAUUGGCACUGGGUUUUCUGAGGCAAUUCUUGAAGAGUUCCACAAAGCGCUGACUCCCUUGGUCAUUGACCGACCCAAGCCCUUUUAUACUCACUCGAAUGUGCCCAAAGACCAGCCUGAUGUGUGGUUUGAACCACAGCUUGUGUGGGAGGUCAAGACCGCUGAUCUGACACUGAGUCCGCGGUACAAGGCUGCUGCAGACGAAUUCGAAGGAACUACAGGAGGUGGAAAGGGUGUCUCUCUCCGCUUCCCUCGGUUCAUCAAAUCGCGCGAUGACAAGAAGCCCGAGCAAGCGACCACAACUCGUGCCGUUGCGGAAAUGUACCGCAAGCAGGAGGCGGUUUCCCAGGAGAAAUCCGGCAAAAAGGGCGUUGACGAUGAUUUCGAGUAUUAA
Messenger RNA from Penicillium cinerascens, 2583 nucleotides. Its product is annotated as DNA ligase (ATP) CDC9. Gene Ontology annotation, cellular component: mitochondrion; nucleus. Gene Ontology annotation, biological process: lagging strand elongation; Okazaki fragment processing involved in mitotic DNA replication; DNA repair. Lineage: Eukaryota; Fungi; Ascomycota; Eurotiomycetes; Eurotiales; Aspergillaceae. Bases 1 to 2583 code for a protein of 860 amino acids. The transcript has 4 exons. Gene Ontology annotation, molecular function: ATP binding; DNA binding; DNA ligase (ATP) activity. The record is from RefSeq and is a predicted model, not a curated record.